AUGUCCAAGAGAAACAGCCUUAUAAUAUUAUGCUCUGGACAUGGAGGCUUCAGGACUGUGAUCGGGGAUGUGGCUGGUAAGGUGUGGGAGUAUAAUAGGGAUGUGGAGAUAGGUAAUAAUGAUAUCAAGAAGCCUAUUGAAACGUUGUUAGGGCAGAUUAAUGAAGAUACUAAGUGGUAUAAAGACCUUGGUAAAAUACAGUUUAUGAAGCUCGCUGUACAAAAGGAAUCUGACGAAGCUGUGAUUGAAGUUGCUAGGUUGUUGAAGGAGUGUCUUGCUUCAGCGGAGGCGUUUAAUGACACUUUACAUAUGGAUAAACAUAGAGAUAUUAAAAACGCAAUUGAAGAUCUCAACUCUGAAUUAAGCGUUAAGGUUAAAAGUGCAAUAAGCUCUGUGAAGCAUGAGACGAAGAGGCUGAAGACGUUGUCGGAGAAGGGAAAACAAGACUUGGCUAUUACAACCAAACUAAUCAAAACGGCACUCGAGGAGGUUGGAAAGGACGUGAAUCAUGAGAUUGAAUUGAAAGUAAAAAGGCUUGUAGAGAGGGUAAUAGGAGUAGUAAACCAUAUUAAAGAAAGGCUUGACGGCCUUAAUGAUAACCUCAAGGACUACGUUACCAAGUUGUCGGAUUGGAUUAAGGCGGCUGAAAAGGUGAGGCGUCAGGCGGAUUUGAAGGUGGCGGAGAUUGUUGGGAAGUUGAAUGGUGUUGGAGACCAAGAAAGAGAGGGUGACAAAAAUGCAAUUACCAAGGCGGCAGGGGAAUUGCAAAAGAGGGCUGAGAGUCUGCGGGAGAAAGCGUUCAAGGCUAAGACGCAGGUGAAAACGUUGGUCAGUCAGGCACUAAAGGAGGUUGCAGCGUUUGACAGGGCGGUUAGGACGGUGUUGAAGGAUACGAGGGAUAAGAUUCAGGGGGCGAUGCAGACGUAUGUUAAGACGCAGUUGCUGGGGGAUAUUACAAAAAGGGUGAAUGAGAUUAUUAAGGGUCCCGGAGGAAGUGAUGGUCUAGAACAGACUGUAAAAGUUUUCAAGGCGUAUGCUCAGCAGUUCGGUGAGGAUGGGGAACACGGGUUUGAAAGUGUAGUAGAGGAGUGGAUAAAAGGAAUUUUGGAUGAGGAACCAGUAAAGGGGUGGCUUAAAAAGUAUGCUGAAGAACCGAGUAAUCUGACCAAGCUGGGUGAAAGAUGGGAUGCAGAAAAAAGUGUGUUUAAGGAACCGACUAUACGGGGCAUAGCUAUCACAAUUAGGGAUGAGAUUAAAAAACAUUUCAGCCCAUCGUUCAGAACAAUCGAAAUUAGUGACAAAAAUAGCAUUGAUGAUUAUAUGAACGCUGUCCAGAUUGCUUGUGGUGUAUUCGCCAAUACGUUAGGCGAGAAAUUGAAGGAAGGAGCGGGAAGCAUUAGUUCCUCUGACAUGGCGAAAGCGAUCAAUAAGCAUUUGGCGGCCCAAGACACACACAGUCACAAUCUCAGUAAGGCCGUGUAUUCUACGCUACACCAGCUUGUUAGUAUUGCGAAUAAAACUAGUGAGGCAGCGGGUUCGUUCACUGGUGAAAACGAUGGAACCGAAAGCGACGUCAAGAUAGUGGACACUUCACUUGGCGUGGCUAAGCAGCUAGGCCUUGAUCUUGGAACGGCGACUACACCCGGCAAACCCGUAACAGCCAUAAAACCCGAAGACACGGCCCACCCGUUCAAACUUUCCGACAGUGUCGACGCCAGGAUCCUCGGCAUACUUGAAGCGGAGGUCGGGGAGGAUGAUAGCGGUAGCGGAGGUAAAGGUGCCAUGGUAAAAAAGGUUAAGGAUACAAACAUGGGACAUUACGGUACUUACAUUAAACAAGAGGAAGAUGCUCUUAGGGCCCUUGCGUCCGGUGAAGUAAAUAUCCAACCAGGCGGUCCGGAGCAAAACAAACUCCCCAACGCCGUCAAGAGAAUUGAGGCUGAGGUGCUACAGGAGGGGACGUUGAAAAAUGUCGAGGACAAUGGAGAUGGUAAUGACACGUUUCACAAAAAUACGUUCGCCAAUAUGCUUGAAUCCGUCAAAACCAGUCUCAAUAAAUUUACCGACAAAGUAAGAGACCUGGUUAACGAUUCCGCCAAGAGCAGCGUCCACGCCUACCUGAGCGAGCUUGAUAACAUGCUUCAGGGCACUGAAAAUGUCGUGUUCUCCACCGAAGGACUGCAUGAUCACAGUCCUGUAAGAGGCCUUCAGAAAAUCAAAGAUGAUCUUUCCACCCUGCAAAACGACCUGGAAACAGGUCCCAUUGCCUGGGCCAAAACCUUCAUUGAUAGUGACGCUGAAAACCUACGAACAGAAACGGUCGAAACCCUUGAAGACAUCGUCAAUAAACGAGUCAAAUCCGCCAUCUCCGACAUCACCCACCAGACUAACAAAAACUAUGUAACCUCAAUAGAAGAUUUCUUGUGGACAUUUGUCAUGAAGACUACAGAGGUGCUACAACCCUUGCCGAAUAUGAUUAAAUACGAUUUGGAAAAGGGGGUUAAAGGGUUUAUGAAGAAAUUCCAUAAUAAGUUCAUUGAAAAAAUAACAGCUAUUCGAACAUAUAAGUUUACCAUAGAUGCUCCACAGAUGCCUCUGAUACCGGCGGCUUUAUCUGUCAAGUUAGGUCUCGUUGAUUUCUUCGAUCAUUUGAAAACCCAGAAGGGUUUUGAGUCUGACUUUCGCAAGGUUGCGCCGUGCAAGAAUGCACUGGCCAAAAUGCUUGGCGACCUCGCCUCGUCAAAGCACUUUGACCAUGAGUUUAGUAAGAAUUUAAAUGAUCUCGAUAAAACGGUUAGUGUAUUAAACCUGACGAAAUUUGGCGAUGGCGACAGUCCUUUGCUGCUCAAUGCUCUGAGCAAGGGGUUUCCGCCACUGGUCGAAGAAUUCAAAAAACCCUACGUCUCCACCUACUCGCAGCAGAAGUUUACCGGUGCAUUGCUACAAAAAAAGACAGCUCCCACUCCAAAGCCUGCCGCCACUCAGCUAAAUCCCGGUAUCGACCAAACAUUACAUGCCUCAGCGGAUGCUCCUACCAAGGCACUCGCGUCCUCACCCUCCCCUCAAAAUUCUAUUCACCCCACCACCUCCCAAGAAUCUCAGUCUCCUACGAAACCUGAGACGGAGUUAACCCCCGAGGGCCGCAACUGCGCCAAGGUCUGCCUGACCAUACUGGAGAUGAUGCGUUAUGAUUUCAAUGAUUUACUCAGUGGAUGUUCCGAGAGUGCUAGUAUACAAAUUAACUUAUACAAUAACCAGAAAUUAGGCCGCUGGUUCAGGAAGCGCGGUUUCAAGGUGAAUUCCGAUUCAGGAAAACAGCACGGUGAAUUGCAAGAUAAACAGAGUAUGAGGGGGACGGAAAUAAAAACAUUGCUCAACAAGAAUAUUGUUGGCGCUUCCGGCAUUGAGGUCCUCAAAAUGUGGAAGCAAGAGUGGAUGAAAGAACAGGAUGAGAAAAAGUCUUAUAGCAAGCAGCAAGGCGGCACUCUCAUUACACAUAAAACAGUAUAUAACACAGAACAUAUUAACCUUCUCGACAUUAUUCGUUUCCUGAAGGUACCACUUGGAGCAUAUUACCGUUCCUCUCACCACUUCCUCCCUCCAAAGCCCCGAUCCCCGUCCAAUGUAUAUCAGAUGCUCCAAUGGCUUCUCGGAUUGUAUUUCAAUCCGAUGUAUCAGAAGCUGGAAGCGCACAUUGCCCAAUUGUUUGCUGGUCUAAAGGCGCAGUAUAAGUUAGAACAUCCACACUUAGAUGUCACCGUACCGGACGAUUUAAAAAAGUAUAUUCAUUCACCUCUCAGCUCUGAGCAAUUGACCACUGUACUUCGCAACGUGUGUCUGUAUUCCGAAGACACGCUGACUGCCUUCCUCGGGCGUGGCCACGCAGACGGCCGGUACGCCGUUGAGUUUUACACAAACUCAGAUCAAUUAUUGUAUCCUACUAGCGUCGGUACAUGUUUUGACAUGUUGGUAGAUACAUCAUUUAGAGUCUAUAAUCAACUCCGUUUUGUAUAUAAACAGUGUAACAACGGGACUAAGAGCGGUGGUUGGAAUGACUGCUGGUAUGGUCAACAUGUCGGCGGUUCCUCAUGGAACUGCAACACAAAGCAAUGUGCCAACCAAAACUGUCCCCAAAUAGCUAACCAAAAGACCAACCAAAGCGCUGACCAACGCUGCGAUCAACACCCUAUCUGCGGUGUGAAAUCUCCACUCCAAUCGUUCCUUGAAGAUGGGUUACCAGGCUUUCUACCUCAUUCAUUUAAAACACCUGGUUGUAAGCUUACGUGUACAGUGUCCAACCACUUUGGAAAGCCGUGUCUCACUCCCAUGGGCUUUGCCGAUAUUAGCAAUGUAGCUUCACGCACCCAGAAAGGUGAAGAUCUGAAGAAACUUAUUGAACAAUUCUGUGGUCCACAUUCUUACCUUCGUCGGCUAUGUAUUAUCUUCAACUGCUUGCUUCGCCGAGCUCCGCAAACACUAGGUGAUAUGUUUGCAUUCUACUACCAUUUACUUAAUAAUUGGAACAAUAGUGGCGAGCACAGAAAGACAGCAUUUGACAAGGCAGUCAACGACGCCAACUUCGGUGAGGUCUAUACAGAUCUCAUGAUCGCAUCCAUUGAAAACAGCCGAACGCACGAUCAUAGAGAAAAAUACCAUGACAAAGGAGACCUCUUCAGUCUUACAGAUUGUGUUCCUAAGUCGACGUUCGGCCUACCGUGUGGUCCAUACUUGCAAGCCCUCAGUCUUGACAUUCAGAACAUGUACUCUAAACAUAAUGCCAGCCAAUACCUUUCGUGGAUCGUUUACCUCACGGAAACAUUUUAUGAUCUGUUGAAAAAAUUGUAUGACGACUGCUGUGCUAAAUGCGACAAGAAAGGCGCUCGGUGCUAUGAUAAAUGCUGUGAUGAGACGUGUGGAGUAAAUGCCGCCUACACAGCUGAGGAACCGUCCAAAAAACUCUCGACCUCAAAACAUACAUCGGAAUGUCACUCCAUUGUCGCCUGUCAAAAUAUGCAUCCCACGUUGUACAAAUAUGGGUUUACCUUCGGGAGUCCAUUUGAUCUUAGCGGUAAAAGUGGAACAACUAAGCAACGUUCAUGCAGAGAUUUCUGUAGAGCGUUAGAGAAAGUGGUAAAAGACGGCAGCCUUCUAUAUAACUUAGUACAUAAGUAUAUUCCUGACUACAUAUUCGAAAUUCGUUCUAAAUUCAUCUGGACUCUGUUGUCCCUCUGGUCGCUGUCGCUCCUGUACCUGCUGCACAUCGCCGUCGUCCGCCUCGACGUCCUGAGGAUUCGCUCCCACCUGCGCUCACCCGCAAGCCACCGCAUCGCCGCACAGUCGCUGCUCGCCGCCGCACGCGUCAGGGCACUCGCCAACGUCAAGUACUUCUCACCAUAA
Messenger RNA from Babesia ovata, 5397 nucleotides. RefSeq lists its product as uncharacterized. Lineage: Eukaryota; Apicomplexa; Aconoidasida; Piroplasmida; Babesiidae. The transcript has 2 exons. The coding region runs from base 1 to 5397 and encodes 1798 amino acids. The record is from RefSeq and is a predicted model, not a curated record.